Messenger RNA from Acanthosepion pharaonis, 777 nucleotides. Lineage: Eukaryota; Metazoa; Mollusca; Cephalopoda; Sepiida; Sepiidae. The record is from the annotation of a GenBank genome assembly.
AUGGAAAUCGCUAGAUUAGCAUGUUGGUCUAUAAGCUUUUCUUUUCUUUUUCUUAUCUAUCUAUCUAUCUAUCUAUCUAUCUAUCUAUCUAUCUAUCUAUCUAUCUAUCUCAGUUACUUGAUAUCUAUCUAUCUAUCUAUCUAUCUAUCUAUCUAUCUAUCUAUGUCACUCUGUUCUGGUCUAUGCAUUUCAGUUUGUUCUGAUCUAUCAGCCUGUCUAUCUAUGUAUCUAUCUGUUUGUAUCUCUCUCAAUCUAUCUGUUUGCAUCUCUCUCUCUCUCUCAGUCUUUCUAUCUACCUAUCUGUAUCACUCUCAGUCUCCCUCUGUAUCAAUCUACCUAUCUAUCUAUAUCUAUCUAUCUCAAUCUAUUUGUUUAUAUUUCUCUCUCAAUAUUUCUAUCUGUUUGUAUCUCUCUUUCUCUCUCUCUCUCUCUCUCUCUCUCUCUCUCUCUAUCUUCAUCUCUCAAUCUAUUUGUUUGUAUCUCUCUCUUUCUCUCUCUCUCUAUCUAUCUGUAUCUCUCUCGGUUUCUCUCUCUCAUUCAAUCUAUCUAUGUUCCUAUUUCAAUCUGUUUGCAUGUCUCUAUCAAUCUAUCUUGCUAUCUGUAUCUAUCUAUCUAUCUAUCUAUCUAUCUAUCUAUCUGAGUCGCUUCAUAACUCUCAUCUACCUUUCUAUAUUAGCCUAUCUAUCUAUCUAUCUAUCUAUCUAUCUAUCUAUCUAUCUCAUUCGAGGUCAGACUCCAUUUAAUAGCUUUCUUCUUCUAUAUUUAUUUCUUCCAUGA